Messenger RNA from Lactuca virosa, 1161 nucleotides. Lineage: Eukaryota; Viridiplantae; Streptophyta; Magnoliopsida; Asterales; Asteraceae. The record is from the annotation of a GenBank genome assembly.
AUGACAAAUGUAUUCUCUCUAACUACUGCUUAUUUACAAAGCUCCCCUGAUGUAGAUCAAUGGCUGCUUUUCUUAUCAAGAAAAGAUGUCAAAGAAUUGCUUCUUGAGUUAGGUGAAGGAGAGUGGUUUAGAGCACCUUCAUGUCUUUUUUCAUGUAAAAAAUUGAUUCGAUUGGAGCUUGUUAGAUGUGAGUUAGAUCCUCCAUUAUCUUUUAAAGGGUUCCCAUAUCUUAAACACCUUAAUCUUCAACAAGUUCUUAUUGCUCCUGAAGCUGUUGAGAAUUUUAUCUCGGGUUGCACUCUUCUUGAAAGUUUGACUUUAUCGUAUUUUGAUAGUUUAGAACUCACAAUUCGGGCUCCAAAUCUAAAGUUUUUAAUCUUGGAAGGCGAGUUUAAAGAUAUAUGUCUUGAAAAUACUCCAAAAUUGGUUGCUAUAUCUGUUGCUAUGUACAUGACUGAUGAUAUUGCUGAACAUUUUGGUCAAAGUUCAAGUUGUAAUUUUGAUAAGUUUCUUGGUGGUGUUCCUUCUCUUCAAAGACUCAUUGGACAUAUUUACUUUACAAAGUAUAUGAGUAUAGGCAACACCUUUGGGAAAACAGAGAUGACAUACAAACAGCUAAAGGUUAUUGAAUUGUAUCAAGUGAGCUUUGAGGAUAUGAAAGAAAUAAUGGUGGUUCUUCGAUUGAUUCUAAAUGCUCCUAAUCUUCAAGAACUUCAAAUUUCUGGUUCAUCGAAUUCAUCAUCUGCAACAGAAGCUAGGAAUUUGGAUUUCUGGGAGAAUGAAUGUCCUUUUGAGUGCAGAUUUGAAAGGCUUAAGAUGGUGAAGAUGACAGAUAUGUCUGGUGUUCCACAUGAAAUGGGAUUCAUAGAGCUUUUACUUGGGAGUUCACCUGUUCUUGAGACUAUGAGCAUCACUCCAAGUGUUUAUAUGACUGAAGGAAGAACAAGAUUUUUGAUCGAGUUACUCAGGUUUAGAAGAGCAUCAGCAGGAGCUGAAAUCAUAUUUCUUCAAGAUCAAGUGUAAAUCUUUACAACAUUUAUUAUCUCAUGAUUGUAACUUAUUACAUACAUACUGAUAUGCAAAUCAAAGACUUGUAUGGAUUUAUGAACUUUGUGUUGAUGGCAUUAAGGUUAUGGAGCUGAAAUCAUAUUUCUUCAACAC